Molecule: messenger RNA, 3044 nt
Organism: Rhineura floridana
Lineage: Eukaryota; Metazoa; Chordata; Lepidosauria; Squamata; Rhineuridae
Product: zinc finger protein RFP-like
Exons: 9
Coding region: 481-1944 (487 amino acids)
Molecular function (GO): zinc ion binding; protein binding
Source: RefSeq, a predicted model, not a curated record
CUCCCAUGGAAAAAAUUUCCAUAGUUUCACUCUGUUUUGCAUGAGGAAGUACGGUUAUCUCUUGAAGCAGAAGGCAGCGCCCGUGAGACGCGAGCUGUGAAUAUGACAUGUGCUAAUGCAAGCACCCAAGAUAUGUCCUAACACACAUACUGCAAAGUUGCAGCACCACCCAUAUCUGUCUGUUGGAGCAAAAAUAGCAAAGAGUGGUGGCACCUUUAAGGACAUAGAAAGCUGCUAAGUCAGACCAUUGGCCCAUCAAACGCAGGCUUGACGACAUUGACUGGCCGUGGCUCUCCAGGGUUCUCUUCAGGAAUCUCUGCCUGGCCUAGAGAUGUCUGGGAUUGAACCUGGGACCUUCUGCAUGCAAACCAGGUUUACCCUUCCUUGACGCAGAGCCAGGAAAGUAAUCUUCCUGUCGUUAAGUGCAAUCAAAAACGAAACCAAGGCUGUUGCUUUGCAGAGAGAGAGAGAGAGGCAGCCAUGGCAGCUGAGCACCCUGAGAAGGACCUCUGCGAAGAAGUGACUUGUUCCAUCUGCCUGGAGUACUUCAGAGAUCCAGUGACCACAGACUGCGAUCACAAUUUCUGCCGAGGCUGCCUGAAGAGAUGCUGGGGGAGGGCGAAUGGCAGGCUGGCAUCUUGCCCUCAGUGCAGAGCGACGAUUAAGCAUAAGAAUCUCAGGCGAAACCAAAAACUGGCAAAUAUUGUUGAAAUAAUCAGGAAAAUCGAGGAGGAGAAAAAUGUUGAAGACAAGGCAGGAGUAUGUAGGGAGCCCAUGAAACUCUUUUGCAAGGAUGAUCAGGCCCUCAUCUGUGUUGUCUGCAACAGAUCCAAGGACCACAGAGAUCAUGAUGUUGUUCCUGUAGAAGAGGCAGCCCGGGAGUAUAAGGAAAAAAUCCAGGCCCAAAUGCAGCCCUUGCAGAAAAAGAGAGAGAAUAUUGUGCAACGGAAGCUGGUAGAAGAGCAGAAGAAGCAGAAAUGUUUGACACAGGUAGGAGCAGAGAAACACGGUGUCAGGUUUGCUUUUAAGCAAAUGCAGAAGUUUCUGAAGGAAAAUGAGCGCCGUUGGUUGGCCCAGCUAGAAGAUCUGCAGAGAGAGAUUGAGAAGAGAUGGAAAGACAAUGUCACCAGCCUCUCAGAGGAGUCUUCCUGUCUGGGUGGGCUGAUCGCAGAGAUGGAGGGGAAAUGUCAGCAGCCAGCUAGUGAAUUCCUACAGGACAUCAAAUGCACUUUGAGCAGGUGUCAGGAGGGGCAACUGAGGAAGGUGGUGGAAAUUUUUUCCGGGCCAGAGGAAGGACUCAGAAGCUACUCUCAGAAAAGCCUGGUUCUCAAAAAAGUCAUGGAAAAAUUUGAAGAGUCUUUGGAGGAAGCACUGAACAAAGGGCCGCUGAAGGAAACGCGGAGCAAAGUGAACGUGAUUCUGGAUCCUAACACGGCACAUCCUUUCAUCGUUCUCACUGAGGAUCUGACAAGCAUGAGAUGGGAAGACGGAUACCGGGUCCUGCCCGACAACAACCUAAGGAGAUUUGAUAGGGAAUUCUGUGUGCUGGGCUGUGAGAGCUUCACUUCAGGAAGCCAUUGGUGGGAGGUGGAGGUGGAAGAGGAGGACGGGGCAAUGUGGGCUUUAGGGGUUGCACGAGAGUCUGUCAGGAGGAAGGGAAUUUUCAGGUUUAGUCCGAAUGAAGGGAUCUGGGCUGUGGGGAGGAGAACGCAUGAUUCAUCCUGGCGUCAGAUAUAUGCUUUAACUUCCCCAGAGUGGACCCCUUUGGUCUUGAGCCAUAAGCUCAGGAAGAUCCAGGUGUCCCUGGACUAUGAAGAAGGCCAUGUAGAAUUUUUUGAUGCUGAUACAAACGAUUUGAUCUUCACUUUCUCUUCAGCCUCAUUCUCUGGAGAGACAAUCCGGCCCUUUUUCCAGGUGGUGUCAGGUGUCAGAAUGAAUUGCUGAAUCUUGAGGAGAAUCCUCAUCUACGCACCUCUCAGAACAGAGGUGACACCCAUUGGAAAUAUUGGGAUGCAACUCAGUUUGUAUUGAGAGGCUGGUGGGUUUGCAUGGGGAAGGGUGGGUAGAGUCUCUUUGCUUUGUAAACCACAGUUCUUCAACUUUGGGUCCCCAGAUGUAGUCAGACUACAACUCCCAUCAGCCCGAGCCAGCAUAAUCCAUGGCCAAGGAUAAUGGGAGUUGUAGUUCAACAUCUGAGGACCCACAGCUGAAGAACAAACACUGUCUUGGACUGUUUUUUGACCUAACAUCUGCUGAUCUUCCAUCAGGUGCUUGACUGAUACUCUUAGGGGUUGCUGACUUCAUUUCCUGCUAUUCCCUUCUUCAUUAUCCCACCUUGGGAGAAGAGAAUCUUUCCUUUAUCUCUGUCUCCUGAAGAGAUGAAAGUGCAAGCAUGUCUCUUUGCAUCUCCAGCUAUAGUUAGCUAGAACUAGGACCUUUCCUAUCUGUUAUUUCCUAUAAUAAAUGAAAGCUUUAUUGUUUUCUUAAAGCCAGAGUCUCAGUGUGAUUGUAUCCAGGAUAAAGUGUGCCUGCUAAAGUUCUCUACAGUGAGGUGGGGAACCUGGAGCCCUUCCAGAUGCAGUUGGAGUACAACUCCCAUCCUUGUAACACUGGCCAUUCAGGUUAGGGCUGAUGGGAGUGGGACCAACAUCUGGAAGGCCAUAGGUUCUCCUCCCCCCAGUUCUAUACCUUUCUCAGAACCAGACAAGAGGCUGCAGACUUUGGACCCCUCCAGAUCACCUGUUUAUUGAGCAUUUAUCUGCAUUUGCUUGUAUAAUGCUUAUAUGGAUUUUAUCCACUUUUUAUUUAUUCUUUCUGAUUUGUUUGUGUGGCAGCUAUACAACAAUAAACACCUGUUCUAUAUACAUCCUACAUUUAUGCACAUCUUGGUUGGAUGGGGAAGAAAAACCCUUGUUAAUUAAUUAUUGUAUUUUAACUGAUUAACUUGAUAUUUGUUUUAUUUUUGUACUUCAACCUUUUGUUAGUUGCUUUGUGACUUUCUGGCUGUUAAAAAUGAUGAAUGAGUGAAUAAUAAAUAAAUUAAA